Molecule: messenger RNA, 1677 nt
Organism: Plasmodium inui San Antonio 1
Lineage: Eukaryota; Apicomplexa; Aconoidasida; Haemosporida; Plasmodiidae
Product: dihydroorotate dehydrogenase (fumarate)
Exons: 1
Coding region: 1-1677 (558 amino acids)
Biological process (GO): pyrimidine ribonucleotide biosynthetic process; 'de novo' pyrimidine nucleobase biosynthetic process
Cellular component (GO): mitochondrial inner membrane; cytoplasm
Molecular function (GO): dihydroorotate dehydrogenase activity
Source: RefSeq, a predicted model, not a curated record
AUGCUGAGACAUAACUGCCUACGCAAGAAGAGGUAUCUAAUCGGGGGUAGACUCUUCAAGGUGAUCAGCGCGCAGCUGCGCACUGCAAGUGAUGCGUGUGGUGGCAGUUUGGGCAGCUUUCGCCGAAUAAAGAAGAAUGACGCAAAAUGGUAUGGAUUCUUUGAGGACCAUGUUAUAGGGGGAGCAACCUUCAGACCUCUCAGAAGCGAAUGCAUGAGGAGGUACAAGCUCAUGGCACAGGUUAGAAGCUUCAGUGGGGAGUCCAAUUACAAGAAAGUGGGGAGACCCCCAGGUGAAGGAAACCAAAGAGGAGGUCACCAAAGAGAAGAUGACUCAGACAUAAGCCGAACCAACAAGAGUGAAAAAAAAAAACAACUGGAAGAAGAAAUAAAAAAACUGAAUGAACAAAUAGCAAGAGAAAAAAGGAACCAUAAGAAAGUCUUACUUUUCAUCUCUAUGUGUGUAGUAGCUCUAUACCUCUAUUUCGAGUCAUACGAUCCUGAAUUUUUUCUCUAUGAUGUGUUUUUAAAAAUACUUCUAAACUAUGUCGAUGAGGAGACGUGUCACGACCUUUUUCUCCUCAUGGGGAAGUACAAGUUGCUACCCUAUGACACAGGGAAGGAUAGCAUAUAUUCCUGCUCACAAAUAAAAGGGCUCCAUUUUGUGAAUCCAUUUGGAGUUGCUGCAGGGUUUGAUAAGAAUGGGGUAUGCAUUGAUGCCAUUCUGAAGUUGGGUUUCUCUUUUAUAGAAAUUGGGACGAUGACUCCUAAACCACAGAAGGGAAAUGAUAAGCCAAGGAUCUUCAGAGAUAUCGCAACAAGGAGCAUUAGAAAUUCAUGUGGCUUUAAUAACCUCGGUUGUGAUGAGGUGACAAAAAAUUUGAGACGCUUUCGGGAGAAACAGAACACAGACAAACUGCUUCAAAGACAUCUGGUUGGUGUCAGUUUGGGUAAGAAUAAGGACUCUCCCGACAUUUUGGAGGAUCUCAGCUAUUGCAUCGCCCGGAUUGGAAGAUACGCCGAUUAUAUAGCCAUCAAUGUGAGUUCCCCGAACACUCCCGGGCUGCGCGACAAUCAGCAGUCGGAGCGUCUGCAGGGAAUUAUUCUGCGCGUGAAGGAGGAAGUGGGGAAGCUCGACGGGGGAGAAACGGUCCUGGAGAAAGAGGCCGUUGGGAAGGCGAUCGGGAAAGAGGCCCUGGAUGGCGAACCCUGGGUCAACACGACGAAGAGCAGGCCCCUCAUCUUCGUGAAGCUCGCCCCAGACUUGGAAGAGGGCGAAAAGAAAAAAAUUGCAAACGUGCUGCUCAAGACAGAAAUCGACGGGAUGAUCAUUUGUAACACCACCACGCAGAAGUUUAACAUAAAAAGUUUCCAAAACAAAAACGGAGGAGUCAGUGGAGAAAAACUGAAAGACAUAUCAACAAAUCUCAUUUCGCAAAUGUAUAAUUAUACCAAUGGGAAGAUCCCCAUAAUUGCAUCUGGGGGGAUAUUUACUGGGAAAGAUGCGUUGGAGAAAAUCGAGGCGGGGGCUUCCGUCUGUCAGCUGUACUCUUGUCUGGUGUUCAAUGGGAUGAAGGCGGCCGUUCGGAUUAAGCGUGAGUUGGACUACUUGCUUUAUCAGCGGGGGUACUACAAGUUGGAGGACGCCAUUGGGAAGGCCCACCGACGGGACUGUUAG